CUCCCGGAUCGGAUCGGUUCGGAUCGGAUCGGAUCGGUUCGGCGCAUGGAGCAGCAGUCCGUCCUGCCGGACUCCAGUUUCUGACCGGACCGUCUUCAUGGAGUUCCCCCCCGGAGGAGCGGCGCUGCUGCAGCUGCUGCUGCUGCUGCUGAGCUGCGGCCGCUGCUGCAGCACAGACCCGGACAGAAAGGUGUGCCAGGGGACGAGCAACCAGAUGACCAUGCUGGACAAUCACUACCUCAAAAUGAAGAAGAUGUACUCCGACUGCAAUGUGGUUCUGGAGAACCUGGAGAUCACCUACAUCCAGGAGAACCAGGACCUGUCCUUCCUCCAGUCCAUCCAGGAAGUUGGGGGUUACGUCCUGAUCGCCAUGAACGAGGUGUCCACCAUCCCACUGGUCAAUCUGCGUCUGAUCCGGGGACAGAAUCUCUACGAGGGAAACUUCACCCUGCUAGUCAUGUCCAACUACCAAAAGAACCCGUCAUCACCAGAUGUUUACCAGGUUGGCCUGAAGCAGCUGCAGCUCAGCAACCUGACCGAGAUUCUGUCAGGAGGAGUGAAGGUCAGCCACAACCCUCUGCUGUGCAACAUGGAAACCAUCAACUGGUGGGAUAUCGUGGACAAAACCAGCAAUCCCACCAUGAACCUCAUACCACACGCGUUUGAACGCCAAUGUCAGAAGUGUGACCCCGGCUGUGUUAACGGGUCGUGUUGGGCACCCGGACCGGGUCACUGCCAGAAAUGUAAAGUCUUCCACUGUUUCUUUUACAUUCUUCCAUCCUGGCUGUUUGUGUUGAGUGAGUUUAUGAAUCUGCCUCUGACCCCGUUAGUCACCAAGCUGCUGUGUGCCGAGCAGUGCAGCAGGAGGUGCCGCGGUCCCAAACCCAUCGACUGCUGCAACGAACACUGUGCUGGGGGCUGCACCGGACCCAGAGCCACAGACUGUCUGGCCUGCAGGGACUUCAACGAUGAUGGAACCUGUAAGGACACCUGUCCUCCGCCGAAAAUCUACAACCGCGCCACCCACCAGGUGGUGGACAACCCCAACACCAAGUACACUUUCGGAGCCACUUGUGUCAAGGAAUGCCCUAGUAACUACGUGGUGACAGAGGGUGCAUGUGUUCGCUCUUGCAGUGCAGGAAUGCUUGAAGUAGAUGAGAAUGGCAAACGGAGCUGCAAGCCAUGUGAUGGAAUCUGUCCCAAAGUGUGUGAUGGAAUUGGAAUCGGGUCUCUAACCAACACUAUUGCUGUCAACUCAACCAACAUCGGAUCCUUCAGGAACUGCACCAAGAUCAACGGCGACAUCAUCCUCAACAAGAACUCCUUUGAAGGGGAUCCACAUUACAAAAUCGGGCCGAUGGAUCCUGAGCACCUGUGGAACCUGACGACAGUGAAGGAAAUCACUGGUUACCUGGUGAUCAUGUGGUGGCCUGAAAACAUGACGUCUCUGUCGGUGUUCCAGAACCUGGAAAUUAUCAGAGGAAGAACUACGUUUUCCAGAGGGUUCAGCUUUGUGGUGGUUCAGGUGGGUCACCUGCAGUGGCUCGGUCUGCGCUCCCUGAAGGAGGUGAGCGCUGGGAAUGUGAUCCUGAAGAACACGCCGGAGCUGCGAUACGCCAGCACCAUCAACUGGAGGCGUUUGUUCCGGUCUGAGGACCAGAGCAUACAGUACGACGCCAGGAGUGACAAUCAAACCUGCAACAACGAGUGUUCAGAGGAUGGCUGCUGGGGCCCAGGGCCCACAAUGUGUGUCUCCUGUCUGCAUGUGGACAGAGGGGGGCGCUGUGUGGCAUCCUGCAACCUGCUGCAGGGUGAACCCAGAGAGGCCCAGGUGGACGGCAGGUGUGUUCAGUGUCACCAGGAGUGUUUGCUGCAAACUGACAGCCUGACCUGCUACGGUCCGGGGCCAGCCAACUGCUCCAAGUGUGCGCACUUUCAAGAUGGCCCCCAAUGCAUCCCUCGCUGCCCCCACGGCAUGAUGGGAGACGGAGACACUCAGAUCUGGAAAUAUGCGGAUAAGAUGGGCCAAUGCCAGCCGUGUCAUCAGAACUGCACCCAAGGGUGUUCUGGUCCUGGACUGUCUGGAUGUAAAGGUAGUGGACACUCCUCUCUGGCAGUGGGUGUGGUCAGUGGACUCCUGAUCACUGUAAUUGUGACGCUGCUCGUCCUGGUUCUACUGCGGCGCCGGCGAAUCAAACGGAAGAGGACAAUACGGCGCCUGCUCCAAGAGAAGGAGCUGGUGGAGCCGUUAACUCCGAGCGGUCAGGCUCCCAAUCAGGCCUUCCUGAGGAUCCUGAAGGAGACGGAGUUCAAGAAGGACCGAGUUCUGGGCUCCGGGGCAUUUGGGACGGUCUACAAGGGUUUAUGGAACCCUGACGGAGAAAACAUCCGGAUCCCAGUCGCUAUCAAAGUUCUGAGAGAGGCUACGUCACCGAAAGUCAACCACGAAGUUCUGGACGAGGCCUACGUGAUGGCCAGCGUGGACCAUCCUCACGUCUGCCGCCUGCUGGGCAUCUGCCUGACGUCGGCCGUGCAGCUGGUGACGCAGCUGAUGCCGUACGGCUGCCUGCUGGACUACGUCCGGCAGCACCAGGAGCGGAUCUGCGGCCAGUGGCUGCUGAACUGGUGUGUUCAGAUCGCCAAGGGGAUGAACUACCUGGAAGAGCGCCACCUGGUGCACCGCGACCUGGCAGCCAGGAACGUCCUGCUGAAAAACCCCAACCACGUCAAGAUCACAGACUUCGGUCUGUCCAAGCUGCUGACGGCUGACGAGAAGGAAUACCACGCCGACGGAGGAAAGGUUCCCAUUAAGUGGAUGGCUUUGGAGUCGAUCCUCCAGUGGACCUACACCCAUCAGAGCGACGUGUGGAGCUACGGUGUGACGGUUUGGGAGUUGAUGACGUUCGGAUCCAAACCGUACGACGGCAUCCCGGCCAAGGAGAUCGCCUCGGUGCUGGAGAACGGGGAGCGGCUGCCGCAGCCUCCCAUCUGCACCAUCGAAGUUUACAUGAUCAUCCUGAAGUGCUGGAUGAUCGACCCGUCCAGCAGACCCAGGUUCAGAGAGCUGGUGGGCGAGUUCUCCCAGAUGGCCCGGGACCCGUCCAGGUACCUGGUCAUACAGGGCAACCUGCCGAGUCCGUCUGAUCGGAGGCUUUUCUCCCGCCUGCUGAGCUCUGAUGACGACGUGGUCGACGCCGAUGAAUACCUGCUGCCGUACAAACGGAUAAACCGCCAGGGCAGCGAGACCUGCAUCCCGGCGAAUGGACAUCCGGUGAGAGAGAACAGCAUCGCUCUCCGGUACAUCUCCGACCCGACCCAGAACGCGCUGGACAAAGACCUGGAUGGUCACGAGUACGUAAACCAGCCUGGGAGUGAAACCAGCAGCAGACUGUCUGAUAUCUACAAUCCCAACUACGAGGACCUGACGGAGGGCUGGGGCCGCGUGUCGCUGUCCUCCCAGGAGGCGGAGACCAACUUCUCCAGACCGGAGUACCUGAACACCAACCAAAACUCACUCCCCCUGGUGUCCAGUGGCAGCAUGGACGACCCCGACGACCCCGACUACCAGGCCGGCUACCAGGCCGCCUUCCCACCACGGACUGGAGCGCUCACUGGGAACGGCAUGUUCCUCCCUGCAGCAGAGAACCUGGAGUACCUGGGACUGGGAGCCGCACUGUACACUCCUGUCCGCUAGGGGGCAGCAGCGCUCAGACUGAAGCUGUGGCUUUGCUCAGAUAAACGGUUCUCUGUUUUAAAUUGGACCAACAACUGGAUUUAACUCAGAUGGUUCACUGUCGGUUCUCCAGAGGAACUGAAACAGAACAAGAACUUCCUGUUUCUCCAGGAAAAGGUCCAAUCUUUGACUCUAAGCUGAAGGGAUGAACGCAUCUGGAAAAUGGAGCCAAACAUUCCCCAGAUAAACUGUAAAAACAUAAGCUAAUUCAGGUUACAUUAAAAAAGACUCGCUCAACUCUCCUGCUCUCACAUGUGAUGAUGUUUUAAUCCUUCUGUUCCCAACAUUUACAUUCAUGAACUGAAAAUAUUUCACUUUUCUGAAGAUAUGCUUUUACUGUCAGUCAACAUGAUGUUUGUAACUUUAAAUAUUUCAGAAAAACUGAAAACAGGUUGAAACUGGAUCCUCAGGCCUCACUGCUCAACUCCAGAUAUUUAUAACUGUCAUUUUGUAAAAUCUGUUGGUUUCCUAUCAGAAUAAUUUUAUACACGUCCUGCAAAAGCAGGUGGAAAUAAAAUUAAGCUUAUUAAAAUUGAAAUUUUGUAGAAGACAACAUUGGGUGAACAAAAUAACACAAAUGGUUCUGUUUUAUAGGAGGAGAGAGGAGAACAUGUCCAACAUGUUCCUUCAUCCUCUGGACGUCACGUCCCCACAGAUACAUCAGUGUUUUUAAAAAUCUCACCACAAUCUGUGUGCAUGUCAGCAGGAGGUGAAGACGAAGUGGAAAAAUAUACAUUUUACUAAACAUCAGAGUUUACUAAUUUGUUUUAGAUUAUUCAGUAGUCUGGAAUAAUCUAAACUCGUUUUAAAUAUAGGAAGGAAAAUGUGAACAAAUCUUCUGACUACUUGAGUUGUCAGCAUGGAGAAAGACUGUAGGGGGCAGUGUUCACCGUGUUGUGUUCAUGCUGCGUUUAGAAGUUCUAACUCGGUUUUUGAGAAACAUCCAUCCAGCUCAGCGCUUUUCUGAGCUUCAACUCAGAGAUUUCACUUCUUCUCCUCUGUCUCCAGGCUAGCUUCUGUUAGCAAAACAGGCUAAUUAUUCCCCGCUGACAGGUGACAAUGUGUUUGACGGAUUUGAUUUGAAAUUCAUUACUGUGACUUUUACUGUGGCUUAGUGAGGCGGCAGCCAUGUUGGAUUUUGACAUUCUAAGUCAAAACUCAGAUUAAAAGAAGAAUUGUUCAAGUUAGUUCAUUUGAAAAUUACUAAGGCAAAUGGAAAGCAGGCAGAACUGCUCCCCCUGCUGGUACUGCCAGGGUUCUACAAAAUAACACCACUUCCACAAAGAAUAGGUCAGUUUCUUGUUAAUAAUGACUUGUUUCUUGUAUUAUUGUGAAUAAAUGUACUAUGUUGUUUCUGUAAAUGUAACUUUAAAUGCGUUCAAAGUGUGUAACUCAGUGAAUUUUAAGUUCAGCUCUGGAUGGGAACCCGUGCAGAACCUGCCUGCCGGUCCUCACUGAGGAACACGGUUCAGCUAAACUUCAUGGAACCAUUUCAGUCCAAACUGUAGCACAAGGAGAACCUCCUCUUGUUGUCUGACUUGAAAUAUUCACUCUUGAUUGUUUGUGUUGUUGAAUUUUUUGAAAGUCUGCUUUACUUGACACAAAUGAGCCAAACCCCGACGUCCUGCUGCUGAAUAUUACUGCUAAUAUCUGUUUGUCUUUAAUGUUUAUUGAUAAAAAAAAAGUUAAGUUUC
Molecule: messenger RNA, 5427 nt
Organism: Gambusia affinis (western mosquitofish)
Lineage: Eukaryota; Metazoa; Chordata; Actinopteri; Cyprinodontiformes; Poeciliidae
Product: melanoma receptor tyrosine-protein kinase
Exons: 25
Coding region: 98-3694 (1198 amino acids)
Biological process (GO): positive regulation of kinase activity; positive regulation of epithelial cell proliferation; cell differentiation
Cellular component (GO): signaling receptor complex; basal plasma membrane
Molecular function (GO): epidermal growth factor receptor activity; ATP binding; epidermal growth factor binding
Source: RefSeq, a predicted model, not a curated record